Molecule: messenger RNA, 2337 nt
Organism: Esox lucius (northern pike)
Lineage: Eukaryota; Metazoa; Chordata; Actinopteri; Esociformes; Esocidae
Gene: ovch1
Product: ovochymase 1
Exons: 13
Coding region: 149-1876 (575 amino acids)
Biological process (GO): proteolysis
Molecular function (GO): serine-type endopeptidase activity
Source: RefSeq, a predicted model, not a curated record
GUGUGGGAACUCUGAUUAGUGUGAAGGCUUAUGGUCAAGAAUCUUCCUGGCUAUAUGGCAUUUACCCCUGUGUCAGAAGUUAUUUAUUGCGAAUGGUGCAUCAGUCUUUACCCAUCAACUUCAACAUUUUCAUUCACUUUGGUUUAAAAUGUUUGCUUUUCUAAUUGUGUAUCUGUCUCUGUUGGGAAUUGGAGCCCAGCAUGAUGCUCAUAACCAGACUCAAAUUGCAAAUGAUGAAAAUGGGCCAUUGAACAGGACUGAAGAGGACAAUGGAACCAUUGCUAAGGGAUUUCAUGACCUGGCAGGGAUCCGUUCCUUUUUACCUGAUCAGGAGUGGAAAGGGAGGAUCAUUGGUGGUGUGGAGGCUUGGGCCCACUCCUGGCCUUGGCAGGUGUCCCUACGCUUGGUCACCAUUCCAGCCUGUGGUGGUGCCAUCAUCGCCCCUCAGUGGGUACUCAGUGCGACACACUGUUUCAAGCGAUUCAUGUUUUACAGGCACAACACAGCACCUUUCUGGACUGUGUUGGCGGGAAAACAUGAUCUUGAGAACCCUAAUGAAUACUGUCAACAGUUAGUUGGAGUUUCCAAAAUAAUGACCCACAAGGAUUACUUUGGCAAAACAAAGAUGCAUGACGUUGCCCUGGUGAAGCUAAAGACUCCACUGAUGUUCAACCAGUGUGUGAAACCCAUUGAACUAUGGAUGAGACCAAUCAACCUCAAUAAGAAAUGCACAGUGACUGGCUGGGGAUCCACUCGAGAGAACGGGCCUCAAGCAAACAGACUCCAGGAGGUAAAUGUGACUGUUCUAUCCACGGAGUCCUGUAACAAUUUCUAUCAUGGUAUAGUGCCGGCAACUAUGUUCUGUGCUGGAGAGCCUGAAGGAGGCGUAGAUGCCUGCCAGGGGGACUCUGGUGGACCUCUGUCCUGCUACACAGGGUCCAAAUAUGAGUUGGCUGGAGUGGUCAGCUGGGGGGUGGGCUGUGGGAGAGACCACAAACCUGGUGUCUAUACUAAAGCACAAGUCUACUUUGACUGGAUUAACGAAAUAAUUAAAGGUGAAGAGAUAUUGUCUGAUGAUUCUGGGGUUGUGCCUCAAGAGAGCUGCGGUCAGGGUGAGAUCUUGACCUGUCGGUUGGACUCUGGCCAGGCAACGGUGUAUGCGACCUCAGAGGGUGAGGGGCAAGUGAGGAGUGUGAUGGAGGCAUGCCCCAAUUCCUGGCCAUGGCAGGUCAGUCUGCAGUCCAAAGGGAGGCACUACUGCAGUGGGACCCUGAUCCAUCAUCACUGGGUCCUGGCACCGCAACACUGUCACUGCAAAGCUACAGUUGACAUGGUUGUGCUGGGAGUUCACGACCUCCGGUUCAUGGCUUCCCAGACAAUCCCAGUGGAGGAGGUGUUUAAUUUCCCCAACAACAGAACCUUCCCUCUCACCGCUGAUCUCACACUCAUCAAGCUAAGUGUUCCAGCUCAAUUUGAUACCACCAUAACUCCAGUCUGCCUUCCAGAUAAGGAUGUGACUCUGGAUGACAGCUGGUCCUGUGUGACAACAGGAUGGGGAUUCAGCAAAGCAUCACCAAAGCUUAGCGGAGCCACCCUUCGCCAGGCCAGGUUGGGGUUAGUCAAUAGGACAGCUUGCAAAGAGAGCUGGGGAGAAGACCUCAUUACAGACAAUCUACUGUGUGCAGACUCAUCUGGAUCGGUCUCCUGCAUGGGGGACUCUGGUGCACCACUCCUUUGCCAAAAAAGAAAAGGGGUCUUCUAUCUCUUUGGGCUAGUCACAUGGGGCAGCCCACACUGUGAUGUUCGUACACCAGCAGUCUUCUCUCAAAUAACAGCUUAUCAUUCCUGGAUCAAUGGCUUAACUAAGGAAAUCUGACUCACAUUAUAACAGAAUAUACUGUUCCUCAUGAAAUGAAUGGUUACUAAUUCCUUUAGUAUUCAUUUUAGGACAUGUUUGAAAAAGGCACAGAAAGACUGUUUGAUGUUUAUUUAGUCAAGCAACAGUGGCCCAGGAAAUGUUUAAUCAGUGUAAUAACCAAGCCUGCAUUCUAAGGGUUUGCUUGGUCAAUACUUUUGCCUGGCAUCUAAAUACUUUUUGAUGUCUUAUCUGUUUUGAUUCUGUUUAAAAAUAUUUCUACUUAUUUUGAUAUGUUAGCCAAAAGUGUAUAUGCUUGCAGAGAUAGGAGAAUAUGAACCUAUGUACUGACUUUGUGACCUAGAGUAAUUCAGCAGUUAAAGCAGCCUUCUGCAGUGCCCAUAUACUGAUGCAACAUGUUUUGCUUUUUUAGCAACAUUUGUACCCUUCACCAAUUUCUGUCCAAUAAAGCAUCAAAUUAC